This is a messenger RNA of Marmota monax (woodchuck), 4009 nucleotides long. RefSeq names its product interferon-induced protein with tetratricopeptide repeats 2. The transcript is spliced from 2 exons. NCBI's taxonomy places the organism in Eukaryota, Metazoa, Chordata, Mammalia, Rodentia, Sciuridae. Bases 283 to 1860 code for a protein of 525 amino acids. Gene Ontology annotation, cellular component: cytosol. Gene Ontology annotation, molecular function: protein binding. The record is from RefSeq and is a predicted model, not a curated record. Gene Ontology annotation, biological process: defense response to virus.
ACAUUUCCUCCAAACACUCCAUCCCAGUUGAGUCCCCAACCAGAAAAAUAAAAGCUCUCCCUGUGAAAGUCUCCUUUUCCUACAGCAGGAAACCAGUGUAGAUGAAAGUUAGUAGUACUUGCCAGGAACAAGCUCCAUUUCAUAUUUGCAAAUACACAUAAAGGCACCCUUCAUUAACAGCACGGGGCUUCCUUUCCUCUGGGCUCCGCAGUCCACUUAGGCAGAAUUCUGAACAGCAAAUCAGCCUUCGCCAGAACACUGCAGGACCGCAGGGCAGCGACCAUGAGUGAAAUUGCCAAACAUUCCUUGGAAAAUAUCUUACCACAACUGAAAUGUCACUUUACCUGGAAUUUAUAUGAUGAAGAAAGUUCCUUACAGGAUUUAGAAGACAGAGUUCGUGAUCAGGUAGAAUUUCUAAACACAGAAUUCAAAACGAUCAUGUACAAUCUGUUUGCCUAUGUUAAACACCUCAGAGGCCAGCAUGAGGUGGCCCUGGUAUACCUUCGCAGAGCAGAGGAGUUUAAUCUGCAGCAGCAAGACCACCAAGGCAAAAUCAGAAGCAUGGUCACCUGGGGGAACUAUGCGUGGAUCUACUAUCACAUGGGCAGAUUCUCAGAAGCUCAGGUUUACAUCAACAAGGUGGAAAAACUCUGUAAGACAUUUGCAAGCUCCUAUAGAAUCGAAUGCCCUGAGAUUGAUUGUGAAGAAGGAUGGGCACUUUUAAAAUGGGGAGAAAAAUACUAUGAACGGGCUAAGGAGUGUUUUGAGAAGGCUCUGGUAGGGAAACCCACCAAUCCUGAGUUCUCCCUAGGACUGGCAAUCACACUGUACCGUCUGGGUGACGAAGCACGAACCGAAAACACCAUUCGCCUCCUGAGGCAGGCCAUCCAGCUGAAUCCUAACAACCAGUAUGUUAAUGUUCUCCUGGCUCUGACUCUUCAAAAGGUCAAGAACAAAGCCGAAGUUGAAGGAGACCAGUUGGUUGAAGAGGCCUUGAAGAAAACACCUUGUCCAACAGAUGUACUCUGUAGUGCUGCUAAAUAUUACCGGAAUAAAGGCUCCCUGGACACAGCUAUAGAAUUGCUCAAAAAGGCAUUAGAAUCAGUACCCAACAAUGUCUACCAACAUCUCCAGAUUGGAUGCUGCUACAGAGCAAAAAUUAGACAAAUACAGAGGUCAAGAAAGUGCACCACUAAUGAGGAUGAAGAAAAACUACGGGAAAUAAUGAAAAAUGCUGUGGAUCAUUUUAAGAAAGUUGUUGAGUUGAACAUCAACCUCCCCCGGGCCUGCUCGGACCUUGCCUGCCUGUAUGCUAUCACAGGCCAGUACGAUGAAGCCGAGUAUUACUUCCAGAAAGAAUUCAGUAAGGAUCUCCCUCCUUCCGAGAAACAAGUGCUCCACCUUCGGUAUGGCAACUUCCAGCAGUACCAGAGGUUGAGCGACGACGCGGCCAUCCACCAUUACCUGGCAGGCUUGAACAUACACGGGUCAUUGACUGAGAAGGGAAAACUGAUCAUAAACCUAAGGAGAAUCGCCAAUAAAAGACUCUCUGAAAAUGCCUCAGAUGCUGUGGGGUGGCAACUGUCCAGAUUCAUCCAGGAACUGAAUAGAAAGGGACAAUCAACAGCUGGAGGCCCUGGGAGAGGACUGGGAUGCCCGUUGGGCAAUCCGGCCUCAGAUGCUGGCAGAUUUGACCCUUCUGUGUCCCUGGAUGGGAUGGGUAGGAAUGAAACCUCAGAGGGUACAGGUGGGGCCCACCACCCAGCAGAGCAGAAGGCCUUCGAGAGACCUUCCUACCAGGUCUCUGCACUUCAGAGUAAAGGAGAAGAAGAAAGAGGAGUAGGAGGUCCUGUGUGUUAGUCAUGAAGGUGGGGGUGGGGAGGAAGGGGAGGCAGGCCCCAGCCGGAGAGAGCUGAGCAGAUGACUGGGCUUUUCACUUGUUUCUCUCUCUUUCAGGUUCUAAGAAUUCUCAUACAAAUGCAGAUAUUUAGAAUCAACUUUCCUUCUGUCAUAUGGAUUUUGAGCCAAAGCUCCUUUAACCAAAGCACUUGCUUUGAGAUUAUGUGACCCUGGUUUAUUCUCAUUGUGUACCAGAUUCCCCAGGAGACUCUCUGGCCCAAUGCUCUGCACAUUGGCUGGCACACAGUAGUCACUCAGUAUUUGCUGAAUAAAAAGAGACUAGAACUCCCCUGGUAACUGGUCCCACCUCCUGGCUUCUUAAACUCCAAAAUGGAUUCUUUAUAAAUCAAAGUUUUCAGUGUUCAAAAAAUAGAAAUCAUAAAAUUGCCUCAAGAAUUCUUGAGAUAAUUUUAAAAAAACCUUAGGGUCUGGAAGUUGUAGGGUCUGGAAGUUGUAUGUAUGAAACAAAAUCCCAAACUAUUAAUAAACUCAACUAUAUUACAAUAUAUCUUACAUGAAGCCAAUACCUUAAAAAAGUCCAAAGGUAAAUGACAAACUAAAUGAUAAUAUUUCUAUACAUUACUAGGUAAAAAAAAAAUAAUUUCCUUAAUAUUGAAAUAGUUCUAGUAAAUCAAGACCAAAAAGACAUCAGCCCAAGGGGAAAAAUGGGCAAAGGUCAGGAAUGGGGAGAAAAUGAAAAUAGCUUUUAUUUAUUUUUUUUUUAAUUUUUUAUUGUUGGCUGUUCAAAACAUUACAUAGUUCUUGAUAUAUCAUAUUUCACACUUUGAUUCAAGUGGGUUAUGAGCUCCCAUUUUUACCCCAUGUACAGAUUGCAGAAUCACAUCAGUUACACAUCCAUUGAUUUACAUAUUGCCAUACUAGGGUCUGUUGUGUUCUGCUGCCUUUCCUAUCCUCUACUAUCCCCCCUCCCCUCCCCUCCCCUCCCCUUGAAAAUAGCUUUUAAACACAUGAAAUACUGUCAGUGUCAUUCAUAAAAAGCAACUUAAACCAACACUGCAAGUGAGGCCAUUUCAGAUCAGCAAGAAAAAUAUCUUUCCUAAGAGUAUACUACCAAGGACAUAGAUAAAUAGGCUGUAUCAUGUGUUGCUGUUAAAAUAAUAAAGGAUAUAGUAAAAGGGAAAUGGUUGAUUGUCAUUAAGAGCAACUGAAUCUUUAUGUGUGUAAUAAGAAUUGUAAUACAUUCCACUGUCAUGUAUUUAAAAAAAAAAUGAAAAAGAGCAUCUCAAUCUUUGCCCCAGCAAUUCCAUUCAUAUGAAUAUUUGCAUGUGCAUGCAAAGACAUGUACGUGGUGUUCAUGAAGCUUUGUUUAUAAAAACAAAGAACUAAAAAGGACUGAAAAUGACUCAUUGGAGGAUUUGUUAAUUUGAUUUUAACAUUCCAUACACGGAAUAUCAUGUCACUAUUGCAAAUAAUAACAAUAAAGCAGUUCAACAUGAAAAAAUAUAGAACUCUUAUCUCCAAGAUAUAUUUAAAUAUAAAUAGAUAAAAGUACAGAAGUGUAUAUAUCAUGUUAACAUUGUUGGAAGGAAGGAAGAGAGAGAGGAAAGGAGGAAUGAAAGAAGGAAAAAAGGCAUAUCACAACAGGCUCUAUCAUGUGUUGCUGUUAAAAUAAUAAAGGAUAUAGUAGGGGAAAAUGGUUAAUUGUCAUUAAGAGCACCUGAAUAGGCAUAAAAUAUUUGGGAAAGGAUAUUUUCUCUUCAAGGUAGUCUCUAGAGAGGGAGAUAGUCAUCUGGGAAGAUUUACCUUCAACAGUAUGUCUGUUUGAAUUUUGUUCCCAGAACAUCUAUUACAUAGUCAAACAAAGUAAACCCAAUUCAAGACAAAGAAGGUCAGACCAGAAUGUUGUGACCCCUUCUUAGUAGCCACUGCACAAAACAGUUCCAUUCCUGAUGUGUGCAAGCCCACAUUCAUGUUUGCAAAUCUCUAUCACCAACCACCCCCCACCCCGCACACACACAAAAUGCCCUCCAACUCUUUUCACUUAUCCAUAAUUGUGUUAAUCAAAACUGAUUUUUGGUCAAUCAAUCUUCUCCGAGUAGACUGUUCUGACCACUCCUCUAUGACUUCCUGCUGGAUUUUGGUUUUUAUA